Anolis sagrei ordinatus is the source of this 6925-nucleotide messenger RNA. Lineage: Eukaryota; Metazoa; Chordata; Lepidosauria; Squamata; Anolidae. The record is from RefSeq and is a predicted model, not a curated record.
AGCUCUUCCCACUCACCCUUUUCACUCCUUUGGGACUUGGAAGCGGUUUGAAGGAAGGGGGGCACAGGUUUGGGUGAGGGGCUGUAGUUAUCCAUCCAUCCAUCGCCUUCCCUGCACCAAUCGGAACAGCCCUCUGCUUGCCUAGCAGCCAAUGGAAUACUUCAAGCAUCAUGUCUAAUUCAUGUGUUGCCUUGCCUUUCCCAGAGUGGAAUUCUAUUUUUUAAUAGGAAGUACCCACUUUUGAGGUGGGAUUUUUUUCUAUCAGAAAAAAUUAAAUAUUUCCUUACUGAAGGUGUGGAGGAGUUUCAAGCACUCCCCCUUUAAACAAUAGCUUUUGUUGCUGACCGGCUGCAGCAGGAAAGGAUCAACAGCAACCGAGGAAAUAUUUUGUUUGGGAUUUGUAAAAAAACUGAUCAAGGCUUGUGAUCCCACCAGUUCUUUGUCACAGGCAGAUGCUAUUUGUGGCGCAAGUUCCAAUGGAUCAUCUGAGCAACGGUGUUGUGCCUCUGCUUGUAGUCCAUCUGUGCAAUCUUCUUGCAGCAGCUAAUGUUUCUUCUUGGAUUUCUUUUGUACACUUUUUAAUUACCUGAAGCAAUCCACGUUGGCAAACCCUGCUUGAGCAUCUUGGCUCUAUUCCUCCCACUGAUCAUGUACCAGUUGCUGACAGUAAUACUGUAUGCUACACUGGAAGCCCUUGCUGGGCGCACGGCUUUGGCUGUCAUUCAGGUGCCACAUCACACAAACCAGAGUUGGGGGCUACCCAGCUUGCUGGCCCACCUGAAGCGCUUGACGUCAUCGAAUAGCAACGCAACAACAAGUGUGAGCAGAGCCCGGCCCUCUGAAACAUGCCAAGGCUACUAUGAUGUGAUGGGGCAGUACGAUGCUGCCUUCAACUGUACUACGGGGGGAUACCGCUUCUGCUGUGGCACAUGCCAGUACCGCUUCUGCUGUGAUGACCGAUCCAGGAGGCUGGAGCAAGGGAAGUGCCGCGAUAGCCCUCAAUGGUUUGCUACGACUGUUGCUGGCGCGGCCACAAGCGGACCUGAUAUAGCAAAUGGGAACAAGCAACAGGGCAACAGCACUGUCUAUGUCAUCUGUGGUGUCAUUAGCUUCACGUUAGCUGUGGGAGUUGGACUCAAGUUUUUCUUUAGCAAAGCUUCAAGGAGACCUCAUGGAAGAGAACUCAAUGUACCCAGGGCUCUGGUUGACAUUCUGAGGCAUCAAGCAGGCACCACUUCAUGUUCUGAACGCAACAACAGCCUUGUAAUUAACUCUAACUUCCAAGACAAUGGUUCGGCUCGUCCUCCGAAGAACAUGUACAACACAGUGAAACCUUCCAAAACCAGCCAUGAUAACAUGCAUCACAAUUACAUCCAUUUGAAUGUCAACAGCCCUAAGCACCACACGGCCACUCUGGACUGGCACAUGAACCACACGCCCAGCCACUCCAGCACCAAGUACAACACCCUCAGCUGCUCUCGCUCCUUCCACAACCUCUCCCAUCUGCCCCCAUCCUACGAGACGGCUGUCAAGUCAGAGCUCAACCGCUAUUCCUCUCUCAAACGCUUGGCAGCUGAGAAGGACUUGGAUGAAUUCUAUGCCAAGCGACGGCAUCUUGCUGAACUGACCCGCGGGACCCUGCCGUUACAUGCAAUGAAGAUGAACUACGACAGGGAUGACUACUCCGAGAAGUCACACAAUCCACGACGUGUCAUGUCACAGGAACACAUCCUUUCAGAUGGUGGCGGCGGAGGGGGAACCUAUCGUCCCUCCCACUAUGACUACACCAUUCCACGAGAGCGUGUCAUAUCUCAUGAGCGCCUCCUCUCCCGUGAAAACUUGCAUUCGCAGGAGCGCUUGCUAUCACCUGAACGUCUCCAUCAGCGCACGGGGCCCUUCCAAGAGAUGCAUUUAGGCCACCAGAAGGCUCUCUCUCAAACCAACGUGUGUGCCAGCAGUACCCCCAUGCUUGACCACCAUCACAUGGUAAUUAAGAACUCACAUGCCACCUCCAAUAAUUCUCCCAAGACAACUGCUCCUUGGGAAGUUAGUAGUGGUACUACUAGCCAGGCUGCUGCCCGGCGUCAAGGCUUUGCAGCCAAGAGGCAAAGCACCAUUGAUCAAGUCCAGUUCAUCCCUGGGCAUCACCCAACCCACCUCCCUACUGGCAGUAAGAAUGAAGUCACCGUGUGAGAUAUCCCUAUUUCCCAACUCAGGUUGAUUUCACUUUCCAAGGCCAUAUUUCUCACUCUUUUCUGCGCCCCACACUCGUUCUUUGGUGCUCACCAUUUUUAUUAGGGGUACCCUCCAUUUAUUUUUUUUAGUCCUAAGGCCAUCAGCUUGGUUGAUGUCAAGUCCUAGCCUGGUAUUUGCUAAUGGUGCCAUCAUGGCCUUCACUGGCUUUUGAUGAUGUCCAUCUGACCUGCCAGGUCUUGACAAUCGAUGAUGAUGAUGAUGGCUGUAGGGAUUUGGUGAUAUCAGUGCUAUGUCAAGGCACGGCAAUGUCAAGGCCUGCUUGGUUUCUCAGAGGGCAUUGACUGUGCUGUCUUGUUCAGCUUCUGAAAUGUCAAAAUGAAUCGAUCUCAUGGGCUUGAGGUUGCUGCCAUCCAUUCCUAUGUCUGCUGAUAUCACUGCUGUCCAGAUCUGAUGAUCCCAAGGCUGAAUUGAUCGUCAUUGACUGGGUGUGCGGACUUUCAUGACAUCAGUAAUGUAGUCUUGGUAAUAGUUCUGGAUGUUACAAUUGCCAGGUCCCACCUAUCUUUGAUAAAAAUAAUACUAGUCUCGCUCAUCAACAUUUGAUGGCAUCGUUGAUGUGAGCCUUGUCUCAGACUUUUGAAGACUGGAGACAACACCUGUGGAUUUAUCAUGUGGUUGGCAUCUUCUGCGUCUUAAGCACCAUGAGCUUUGCCAACCCUUAUGGAUGCUCCAUCAACCACCUGAUACCAUCGACACCAGCAGAGGUGUCAACACUGUGGACUCAGCUGCAGAUGAUACACGCGCUGUGGGUCUUGUUGACCUCUGAUGUCUUCACCAUCAACAUUUGAUGGUUUCAGCACUGUGGACCUUUGAUGACAUCAACGUUGUGUCAUUUGUCAGUUACAGAUGAUGUCAAUGGAGAAAAAGGUUUGUCAGUAUAUGUGAUAUAACCUUACAGUGCAUCACAUGGACUGGUAAAGUCAGUUGUGUGUAGGUAUUGUUAGUAUUAUAGAAUGUUGGGGCAAAUCAAUCAUGUUGAUAUUUGAAGAGGCCUUGCCAACAUUUGAUGAAAGUACUGCCAAUCUUGAUAAUUAAGAAUGAUGUCACAGUUCCUGUGCCUGUCACCAAUUGAUGAUUUUAGCACAAUGGACUCAGCCAGAAGCUACACAUAUUAAAGUAGCCAGGCUUGGCAGUGAUGCUGACAUUUGGUGACUUCAUCACUGUGGGCCUCAUCCAGCAUGUUGACAUCACUCUGAGGUCCUCUACCUUGGAUGAAAUCAUCUCUCUGAGGCUUCAUCUGUUUUACAGUAUGGGUCACCAUCUUGAACCUGGUUCAAAUCUGACCUUUGUACGAUGUAAGGGGUUCCUGACCCUGAUAAUGCACACAGUGAGAGCAGGAUGUUAUCCUGGUGAUGUGAUGAUACACUUUGCUCACUCUGUGGCCAAGUGGACAGAUGAAAGCCCCUUCCUCACUUCUUCGUUCCAUGUCCUUCAGAACAGGAAAAGUGGAGAAUGGUGGCCAUCCUGUCUUGUUGCAUCUAGUAUCAAGUUUGGUCAGUGCCAAAGGUGCAGGAAAUGGGUUAUCACACAAUACACUGCCCUUUGCCACAUUCAUCCCACCCUUGUUUUAUAACUCUAAUGUGUCUCUGCCCAUAAAAAGAUCUAGGGCAGGAUCAGGUUCAUCCCCUUUUGCUGUACAUAUCUUUAUAUAUUGCUAACACUCUCUUGUCAAAUUUUAUAGUGCUUUUCAUUUACUUUCCCAUCACUAGGGGUAUGCAUCAGUGUCUCCUCUUCAGUUCAUGUGAUUGUGGUUUGUAAAAUGUCUCAGCUCUUUCAAACACUGUCACAACAAACAAACUUCCCCAUAAUCCCCCUCCAGUUCCCCAGUGAGGCUCAGGACUCUUUAAAAGUUUACUCCGUAUUGAAUCUUUUCUAACAAAAUGAUGAGACAUAGAAAGUAUGGCAAACAUUCAACUCGUCAGGGUAUUUAUUUACAAAAAAAUAUCAAAAUAAUAUAAAAUAUUUUAAUAACAUUUACUUUUUAAAAUAUUAUCUUCCCUUCCCAAUCGUAAAUUAACUUUUUGGGAUAUAUAUGGGCAAUGUGAUCUGAAAGGUGUGUCUGGAGUACAGUGCUAUUUUCAGCUGGUACUCUUAUUAACUUUGACUUUCAAAUUUAAUCUGCAUGGUCCAUAAGAUAUUGAGAACUAGAUUCUAAUAUCUGUUUUAAGUAACAGUUUAAACUAUUGCAGUUUUUAGAUGCUGAAUAUUUUCACUUAUAAUAUCUAGAAAAACCCACAACAGUUUCUGGUUGGUAAACUUUUAACUGCCAUUCAUUCCCAUCUCCCCAGAUUCUUAUGAGCUGGAUUGAAUGUUACAUUAAGCCAAGCUUGAAAGUAAUUGAUUUAAAACUCUCUUUAGUUCAUAAAAAAUUUUUGAACAAGAUUUUAGAAAUUGUGAUUGUAGUCAUUAUAAUGACAAUAGUAUUAAUGGGGCUAGUAAUGAAUAUACGUGAUGCUGGUUUAUUACCUUUGAGGAGUUGCAAUUUAAUGGCCAUUUUUAGUCAUUCUAUUUUUUUCACGAUAAAAGUAAUAUGUUACAAUUGAUGUAACUAAUUAAUUACACAUUUAACGAAACUGGUUAAUAUUAGCAUGUUAGCAUUGGCACUAACUUUCUGAACUCUGUGCUAAACCAUAGUUCAGUAGUACAAGACUGAGAGCAGGCAAGCAUUGAGUCAGUUCCUCCUGUUAUUUGGCUAUGAAAAGACGUCUGGAAGUUUUCACUUUAGAUUAACUGUAGUCAUAUAAUCCAAACCAGACAAACCUCAGUUUAUCUAUACUAGGGUUAGAAGAAACAAGCCAACUUCAAAUAAUAAUUUAAUAGUUAUGAUUUAUCACAGUUCAGGUUGGAGCCCCCGAUGGCGCAAUGACUUGUGCCAGCAGGAUUGCUGACCGAAAGGUCGGCGGUUCAAAUCCGGGGAGUGGGGUGAGUUACCGUCUGUCAGUCCCAGCUUGUCAUGUGGGGACAUGAGAGAAGCCUUCCACAGGAUGGUAAAACAUCCGGGCAUCCCCUGGACAAUGUCCUUACAGACUGUCAGUUCUCUUACACCAGAAACGACUUGCAGUUUCUCAAGUCGCUCCUGACACGAAGGGAAAAAAACAGCUCAGAUUGAAUAGCAGACUAAAACAUGGCCAAUCUGACAUGGAUCUCAUCCAUCUCUUCCUUGUACUUAAAAAAGAGAGAGAGAAAUGGAAACAUGAGAACCAGUGCUUGCCUAGCUUCAUUCUUUACACACUAAACUGUGGUUCAAAUACAAUUAUUAUUUAGAUUGCAAUCCUAUUCACACUUACCUGGGAAUAAAUCUCACUGAAUUCAGUGGGACAGACUUAUAUAUAAAUGUGGAUUGCACUUCAUUUUCUCCACCUUCUUCAGAGAAUGUUUGGUAGCGGAAAGUGUUUUGUUUUGCAUCUUGUUUUUUUGUACUUUGUUUAUUCAGAUGGGGAAGGACUGGAGGAAACAAUUUAUAUGAAUAAGGAACCCAAUUUGAAAUAUUGAAUUUAUUUAUGUGAAUAGGUUUUGGGUACAAAACUUGGAGUGGUAUUCAGAAAUGUUGCUGUCAAGAUUUGAAAAGCAUAAGAUGCUUAGGGUUGUGGACACUUGUGACUACAGUAUUUCAAAUAUGAUUUGUUCCCAAUUAGAUUUCUUUGUUUUGUUGUUUAGUUUGUAGCACUUUGUUUUCUCCUUCCAAUCUUUCCUCCUUCCUGUUUUAGUGUUCAGUCAUGUUCCUAUGUAACAUCCCGAGGAUAGAGGUGUUUGUCCAGUUGGAAAAAGCCACAAUUAUGCUCUCUUUUUAUUUUAGCCUCUAGCCUGAUGGGUCCUUAAUAAUUGUACAUAUCUACAUGUAGAAGGCCCAAGAUGUUGUUCAGGAUGCUGCGUUUUUAUUCCCAGUAGUCCCUGGGAGUGUAGAUAAUAAUACUGUUGCAAUCUAAAGCCAUCUUGUGCACAUCUCUGCCUCAUUCCUUUCCUUAGUACCGAACCCCUUUUUUUUCUUCCCCACCAAAGUCUAAUCAAGGGCUAAUGAUCCCACUCCACCCCUUUCUUUUUCUGGGGCUGGUGGGAUUAUAUUUUUCAUUUCAAACUUCCUGAUGCAAAACUUGGAAGAAGGCAAUGUUGGGGGUACUCUCUCAAAAGGUGGAUUUGGGGAAAGGAAUACACAGUUGGUACAUACCCUGAGGAAUUGCAUUCAGGAAGGCUUUGGGCCAAGUCGACACAACACAUUGUAUUGCCAAUGUUUUUCAGACAUCCAUCUUUUGGAGAACUCUUUGGAUAUGGCCUCAUCCAUGAACACUGCAGUAGAUGCAGGAGCCAUGCUGUAGAUUCAUAUUCCAGCUUGCUUCUGCACUUAGACCCUUUAGCACUGCUUUCCCACAAUUAGAUUGGAAGCAGAAUUCAAACAAUAUUCCUAUGGUAGUUCCUCUUCCUUCAUGAACAAGACCCUGCUAUGAUGUUCACUGGCAAAAAAGCCUUGUUCAGAAGAAGGAUUCCAGCAACAUUCAUUAAGACAUUUCCUUUUGUAGCUUCAGACUGUUUUAUUACUUUCCUGGUGACCAAUGUAGUCGGAAUUACUUAUGAAUAGCCUUUGCAUUGGCCCUUAUUUCAUUGAACUGCAUUUUCUGCUCUGAACAUGUCUAGGAAUGUAGCCAUAGAGUGUAAUAAAGACCUUAGAAGUUUU